Molecule: messenger RNA, 4644 nt
Organism: Brassica oleracea var. oleracea
Lineage: Eukaryota; Viridiplantae; Streptophyta; Magnoliopsida; Brassicales; Brassicaceae
Exons: 9
Coding region: 205-4413 (1402 amino acids)
Source: RefSeq, a predicted model, not a curated record
AAACUUGCUUCCGAAUCCGAACCUCAGUGUUGCUCCUGCGCCCGCCGUUGAAAAAAUUUCGAUCACUUUAUCUCUCUCUCUCUCUCUCGAGCUUGGAAACCCUAACGCACUCUUUGAAAAAUCGAGGUUGGGAGGAAGAAAGGCUUUCCAUUUGCUGUAGAUACAAGUUCCAGAUAUUUAGAAUCAUUCUUAGGAGCUAAAUCUAUGGAGAGGAUCCACAAUUUCUUUGGACAAGAAGGCCUAUCUCAAGACCAGCAUCAGUCUCAGGUGGUUGAUGGAAGCUGGUCCGGUUUCAGUAACGGUUUAGUUGGAAACCAGAGGCAUAUAGACCCAUCCAGUAUUGCUGGUCUGAAGAGUUAUAGCACACAACAACCUGUUGAUCCAGAGAGAUGGCAGUCUUCAAAUUCACACCAUGGCUUGAAUUUUACGCAGCAGCAACCUUCUUCUAUAAGGUCUGAGUACUCCAGAGGUCUAUUGCAAGAUAAUCAGCAACUCACAAAUGGUUACAUGCAUGGGAUGGCAAUGCAGAAUGGGUCAAAUGGUUUGGGAGUGGGUGUAGAAUCUAGUAGAGAUAACUUAUCAGCGAAAGGGUUUACUUCAGACAUUCAUAAAACUCCUAUGAGGUUUGAGAUGGGCGGAGAAUCUCCGGUUAAUUGUGAUUUCUUUGGUGGUCAACAGCAAUUAAACAGCCAGCCGCCUGGCAUGCUCCAGCCGUUUCCAAGGCAGCAGAUGACUUUCAAUGAUAUGCAAGUACUAAAGCAGCAAGUUAUGGUUAAGCAAAUGCAUGAGUAUCAACUUCAACAACAGCUUCAUAAGAAACAGCUGGAAGCCAGGCAGCUCAGUUCUUUGAAUUCACAUGCAGUAAAUGGAAAUCGCUCAAGUGAUAAUCAAUCACACCUUUUGAUUAAUGGUAUCCCUCUUCAGGAUGCGUCUAGUAAUGGUUGGCAGCCUGAUCUUGUGUCAGGAAAUACACACUGGAUGCACCCCGGCAUUUCACCAGUUUCAUCCAGUGGGCUUGGCGCUGAGCACGGACAGUCGAACUUACAGUUUGAACCUUCCUUGUACAGCAUGCCUCUUGGUGGGGCAAAUGCACCUCAAAAUUCCUUCUCUUCCGUUCAGAUGAACAGGUUAUCUUCGGAGCAUGGUUCCACUCUCACCAAUCAGCCUGAUAGUUUUAUGCUACCUAGAUCCACAUACCAGGAGAGAGCGAUGUUCUCAAAUACUUCAGCUCCAGGUUCAAAUGAUAGCCCAAAUUUUGAAUGUUUCCAGCAAGAUGGUCCAUCCGAGAGAAACGUUUCAGCGCAGGAGAAACUCGAUCAGAUGAAGGGUUCUGGUCCACCAGAAAAAUCAUAUAUAAAAGCGCCUGGAAAUGUUUCUGGGUCACAGAAGUCGACAGCCUUAGAUCCAACAGAAGAAAAGAUUUUGUUUGGUUCGGAUGACAAUUUGUGGGAAGCAUUUGGAAACGAAACUGAUAUGAGCUUGACAGGAAACCUGAUGUCCAGUAGUUCUGACCUUAAUGAUGCAUGCCCCUCUUUGAAAGGUGGGGGUUGGAGUGCUCUUAUGCUAUCUGCUGUAGCAGAAACAUCCAGUAAUGACGCAGGCUUUGGUAACAGGGUCCAGAAUCUUGGCGUCAAGGCUUCAAAUGCACUAAGUGAGAGACUCCACAAUGAUUCGGGCUCUAUUCAAACGAAUGAGGGGAUUGGAGAUAGAUUUGGUAUCUGGAAGGCUGCUUCUAAUCCAAACUUAGUUGCUCCUGUUGAACAGAAGAAUCACUUCACCCAAAAUCUACAAAUGAAGGCAAACUAUGGAUUUGGCAUUACCACUGCGGAAAACAAGUCAACUGCUUCUAGGGAUGUCCAGGAAAACCAACAGCAUUUGGGUAAUAACUCUGUGGAGAAAGCUACUCCUCAAGUGAAUUAUAGAGAUGGCAAUCAGAUCAGUCGCAAAUUUCACUAUCAUCCCAUGGGUAAUACUGGUGUCACUGAUGAGCCUUAUCGAGAAAAAGUUGCCCAUUUGCCACCCACACUGGAGCAGGUUUCUGCAGGAAAUCAAGGCUAUUUUUGGCAGCCAAAGUCUCUUAGUCAGCCACCUAUGAACAUGCAAAUUGACAGGGGACAUGUUUUACAAGGCAUAGGAUCAGAAAAUUCACCUACUACAUCUGCUUCAGCCGACAGAAGCGUUGAUAUGUGUAAUCAAGUGAAGAAUGCGUCAAGGCAGACUAUGCUUGAGCUUCUUCACAAGGUGGACCAGCCGGAGGAGCAUUCUGUGGAAACAAAUGUUUCCAAUAUUCCUGAAUCAACACCCUCUGCAGAAAAUGGUGGUCAAUUUCGUCAUAGUCAGUCGUCAUCUGCUUCCCAGGGGUUUAGUUUACAGCUGGCUCUGCCAUCUCAACCAGCUCCCUCACCUGAUAAUGUGCAGUUUUCUAUGAAUUCUUUGCAGCCAUUGAAUUCACUUCAUAUUGCCCCUGAAAAAGGACCAACAAGUCAAUCAAGGUUUGCUCCAUGGGCAUCUAAUCAAUCUUUUCCACAGCAAUCCACUUAUCAAGGAGAAAGCAACAAUGCCUCUGGUUUCCCAUAUUCCAAAGGGUAUCGCCAAAAUCAACUGAUGCCUGUUGAUACUCGACAAUUAACUUCUAACCAUUUAGUCAGUUCAUCCUCUGAGUUGUCAACCCUUCAAGUGAAAGAAAGAGAUCAAAGCAGUGACUAUUCAGCACAAACACCUUCCUUGCUAAAUCCUACGACCCACAACAACAAAGGAGAUUCAGCUGAAGGGUUUCGUAUGCUGUCUGCUCCUCAGCCUCAGGUUGUAUUCAGUUCGCCUCAGCAGAGUUCCUCUUCUGGUAUGAGAUCUGACUCAGGAGCCGGUAUUUCAGCACCGCAACAUCGGUUUUGGAACCAGCCACCUAAGCCUCAUUUAGAUAUAUUACGGCCGCAUCCAGUUACCAAUAGCCACGUAGAAGACAUCUUGUCAAGGCAGGAGAAGAGAAAUCAAUUAUCCUCUCAAAAUGGAGGAGACAUGUCAUUAAGUGGGAGGGACAUGGUGAAUAUGCAAGAGUUGCAGGGUCAAGAUAUGGGUGCAAAACAAACAGCUGGUGUUGCUUCGAUGUUCUCCAGAAUGGUGCAGAGCAAUCAUCAAACCUUUGAUCGCUCUUUUCCUUCAAACAACCUUCCGAAAGAUAAUAUGCGUCAGGAUGAGCUUAUGGCUGAAAAUGGGGAGGCUGACGCACCCAAGAUGACUGUGAAGAGAGUCGAGGAUAGUUCUGUUCAUCUUCAAAAGGUAGCUUCCAAAGAGGAGCAACAGUCACCUUUAAGAUCUGAUGGUUUACUGAGAGAUGGAUUGAAUCACAAGGAAUCAGCGAACCACUUGCUACCUUUCGGCCAAACUGUUUCUCAGAGUUUCUCCAAUAAGAAUCAUUCAGCCGCGGCUGGAGCAGAUCAUCAACAACAAAUCAGUCCUCAGAUGGCUCCAUCCUGGUAUAAUCAAUAUGGAACUUUCAAGAACGGACUGGUGCAACCCGUGAAUAAUACAGGGAGACUCACCUCCUUGAACAUAGAAGAAAAAUCUUCUAAUGUUGGGAGUUCAGCUGAUGGCUCACAUAAUGUUCAAUCUCCAAAGCAGUUUAAUACGCAGCAAAUGUCAGGCUCCGCACCAGGAGCGGAGAUUCCCUCAUCUGAGUCAUUGCCUCAUGGUGCAACUCAUACACUUCUGAAGGUUGAUAAACCAAAGAAGCGCAAAACCGCCACAUCAGAGCUUCUAUCUUGGAAUAAAGAAGUCAUGCAUGAUUCCCAGAGGCUUAAGACUCUCAGUGAGGCCGAGGUUGAUUGGGCCAGAGCAGCUAAUCAAUUUGCUGAAAAGGUGGAAUUUGGGAAUUUACUUGAGGAUGGCCUACCAAUCAGAUCAAAGAGAAGGCUUAUAUAUUCAACACAACUCAUGCAACAACUAUUUCGCCCGCCUCCUGCUAGGGUAAUAUCUUUGAUUGCUAGCUCUAACUAUGAGUUUGUUGCAUAUACUGCUGCAAGAGGUGCACUAGGAGAUGCAUGUAGCUCCACUUUUACUGAUAGGAGCGAAUGCCUUUUGCCCCAGAACAAAUCACCCCCGGUGUCUGAGAGAAGGAACACUGAAACAAUCAGUGACCAGUACAUCUCCAAAGCUGCUGAAGAUUUCAUUAGCAGGUCACAGAAACUAGAGACUAAAUUUGCAGGACUACAGAACGGAACUACAAUUGCAGACUUGAGCGUGGAACUCCAGGAUCUAGAGAAGUUUGCAGUGAUCAAUCGUUUUGCGAAGUUCCACCCAACAUCCUCAUCUACGGACCGGACCGUGAGUUCACUUAGGUUAAACCCACAAAGAUAUGUUACUAUAGCUCCAAUGCCUCAGAAUAUUCCAGACAGGGUACAAUGUCUCUCCCUCUAACUAACUAUUGAUGAAUCCGUUCAUAUUAUUCUGUUUUUGGCCAGUAGUUCCCAUUCAUAUGCAUGUUUGUAUUUCUUGGGUGGGUAUGAGUUAGUAGUUGGUCAGGAUUCUGAGAACUGUGAAGGUCUCUAUUGUUAAGAAGCCGGAGCUUUCCUACGAGACAACAUGUAGCAUUAAUGUAUUCAUCGUCACGAAUAUUGUAAGCCAAAAUAAUCCCAUUUGUAUACUUAG